AUGCACAAAGAAGAAGAAUCCAAUCUAUUUGGCCGUAUUACUGGACCAGCUUCCAAAGUUUGCUCUUCAUCGGCCGAAUCUUUCUUUUUGUCAGCUACUGCAGCCCCUGGAGCUGGAUUUCCACGCGCUUCUUCAACAGCUUCAUGCAAUCCCUCUGCUCCGACUGCAGGGGUUUCACGAUCUUCUUUUGCAGCUCCAUCAGCUUCAUCCUUUGGAGGAUCGACGGCUGCUGGCUUAUCAACAUUUGCAUCCGGGUCCUCUUCUCCCUUUCCUCCUUCAACUUCUUGUUUUGCUUCGAAUUCAGCAUUGGUUGCCGCUGGAAUCGCAACAACUUCAGCUGGAGCAGUGACGUUGGCAGUCGAGCUCAGAAAAGUCAAGGUUGGAGGAGUGGUGACUUUUUCUAAUGAUUCAUCUUUUCGUUCUUCAUCUUCCUCAAUUGGUGGUUUCACGUCGUCAACGUCUUCUGGAUUUACUUCUACUGCUUGUUUGUUAUCGGCAAACGAAGUUGCUGAGAAGACUAGUAAAACGACAAAAAGUCGUAGUUUCAUCAGAAGAGAGCUGAAAAUAAUGACAAAAUUGAUUAUGAGAAAACAAGACAAAUUUUAUGGGAAUUGUUCGAGAAAGAAUGCCAAAGAAUUCAAUACCUCGAAACGAAAAUAG
Molecule: messenger RNA, 660 nt
Organism: Caenorhabditis remanei
Lineage: Eukaryota; Metazoa; Nematoda; Chromadorea; Rhabditida; Rhabditidae
Exons: 3
Coding region: 1-660 (219 amino acids)
Source: RefSeq, a predicted model, not a curated record